Macrosiphum euphorbiae (potato aphid) is the source of this 1677-nucleotide messenger RNA. Lineage: Eukaryota; Metazoa; Arthropoda; Insecta; Hemiptera; Aphididae. The record is from the annotation of a GenBank genome assembly.
AUGAGAGGGCGCGUCCCGGCCACGUUCGCCGUGCGCGCUUUUUACGUGAUGGCGUGCACCGCGGCGGCCGUGCUGGGCGUCCGGGGCACCGACGACAGCCUGCGGUCCGCGCUGGAAGCCAUUUCGGACAAAUUGGGAUCGACACCCCCGCGGAUGGCGGCCGCGGUCUACUUGAACACAGAUGACGGUCAACCGGAAGAUAUUGGCUAUGGUUAUCAAAAAAAUUUGAGAAAUUUAGAAAAUAUAUUUGAACAGGGCGUUCGAGUACCAAGCAAUAAGAUUUACAAAGAUGAAGUGGCUGAAAAGUUUCUCAACUAUUUGGCUAAUGAAAAUCCUCAGUACAAUCAAAAAUCGUGGAGUAAAAAGUCGAUAUUCCGUGAGAGGGAAGGCUCAGACAUGCCGGAAAAUUUACAACAACUGAAAUAUGAUAGAUACGCGACGCCUUCUGCUUUUCGCGAACGAUACAAAACUAAUCCCAACAUAGAACAGGAUUACAAAAACAAUAUGGAAGACCAAGGUGAUUAUUUGUAUGCGUUGAAUACGCUUAUAGACAAAUACAUCGAAGAAAAUGUACAAGGCAUGUCAGACGAAGAACUAGAGAGUUUUCUGAGGUCCCAGGAAGAAAAACGUAACAUACCGGAUGAAUAUCAAAAUAUUUACGAUCCUUAUUAUAAAAGGGGGAGCCCGAUGAAAAGGCAGUAUUUGUUCAUUCCCAGGUAUCAUGCGAGAAGAAACAAUAAGUAUCGAAGUAAAUGGGUAAAGCCGAGAUUAAUGAAGAGGUCGAAGAAAAAUGUCGCGUUAAAUGAAUCGCACACGGACCCAAAAGUGGCCGCCGAGCUUAAUAAUAUUUUUCUUGGAUCGGAAUCAAACACAAACUCCAACACCACAACAGUCAUUAAUAAUAGUGUAAAUCAAACAGCAAAACCAGAAGUGGAUGGUAACAACCUCAAAAUAGAUUUGAAAAAAAAGUCCAUCGAUUGGAGUAAUUAUUUUGGAUACGAUCGAAAGAAAAAAUCUAUUGAGAACAUACCAUCCGACGAUACCAUUUUAAAUCAAUAUAUUCGUGCCUAUGGGAAAGAAAAUGACGAAAACGAAGAGAUGAACAAUAUCAAUCUAAAAGAUGACAAAUUAAUGUGGAUGGAAGAUGCACUAAUUAACGACGCACUGAAAUAUACGGGAGCUAAUCAAGGUACCAACGAUCCAGAAGAAAUAAACAACGUCAAAAAUCAAGUACUCGCAAAUUUGAAUCAAGCAUACAACAUUGAAAAACUUAGAAAUGAAAAUAACGAGAUGCAAGAAAAACAAUAUGAAAAAGCAGAUUUUGUUGUGCCUGCAGAAAAUAACAGUCAACCUAUGAAUUCAUUGGAUAUAGCAGAGUCAAAUAAAGAAGAUCACGAAUGUACUCAACUUCUACAAAUAACUCAGAACUGUUUAGAAUUGGGGGGAUCAGCUGGAGACUUGAUGUUGCCCGUGUGCAUGCUUUACCGCGUUUGUAGUACUUGUGAAUCCGAACAAUCAGAAUGUGAAGCGAAAUUUAUACAAGGAUCCCACGAACUGUGCAGCAAAGCUCCGUUGUGUAGAUACUUUUCACGGCGUAUACUACAACUUAUGCAAGAACAUCCUUUACAAAUACAAUGCCACAAGUGCAUGGUUAACUUUUUACAGAACGAAGAUUAA